AUGGAGGUCUCCUCCACUGUGCUUUUUGCCCCGGCAGACACAGUGAACGUGCCCAGCAUCCGAGGGGCUGUGCGGGCUGUGGGGUCUCAUCUGAAGAACCAGGGCUUGAACCUGCUCAUCAACAAUGCGGGCAUCAGCUCGCACGCCACGCUGCGCUCCCUGGAUUCACAGGAGAUGCUCUCCGUGUUUGCCACCAACGUGGUUGGGCCACUCCAGGUUACCAAGAAGGCAGUGAAAGACGCGGGGAAGGAGGGGCUGAGCUGCAGCAGGGCUGCGGUCAUCAACGUCUCCACCAAACUGGGCUCCAUCGGGCUGUGCCUGGGGGUGCCGGAGGCGCCCAUGUACCCGUACCGUGCCAGCAAGGCUGCCCAGAACAUGGUGACGAGGUGCAUGGCUGCGGAGCUCCGAGACAAGGGGAUCUUGUGCACGGCCAUCCAUCCCGGCUGGGUGAAGACCGACAUGGGGACGGAGAAGGCGCCCCUGACGGUGGAGCACAGCGUGCGGGGUAUCCUGACCGUGCUGGCCAGCCUCUCGCAGGACACCUCCGGCGCCUUCCUCGACUGGGAAGGGAACAGCCUGCCCUGGUGA
Charadrius vociferus (killdeer) is the source of this 588-nucleotide messenger RNA. RefSeq names its product estradiol 17-beta-dehydrogenase 8-like. Lineage: Eukaryota; Metazoa; Chordata; Aves; Charadriiformes; Charadriidae. The transcript is spliced from 4 exons. The record is from RefSeq and is a predicted model, not a curated record. The coding region runs from base 1 to 588 and encodes 195 amino acids.